Messenger RNA from Capsella rubella, 1119 nucleotides. RefSeq lists its product as uncharacterized. The coding region runs from base 1 to 1119 and encodes 372 amino acids. Lineage: Eukaryota; Viridiplantae; Streptophyta; Magnoliopsida; Brassicales; Brassicaceae. Gene Ontology annotation, molecular function: zinc ion binding. The transcript has 3 exons. The record is from RefSeq and is a predicted model, not a curated record.
AUGAUCCGAAGAGCUAAUCCCGGAACUCUAACAAGGUUAGAAGUGGAUGACAAUAAUAGAUUCAAGUCAGUUUUCAUAGCAUUUGGUGCUAGCAUAGAUGGAUUUCCUUUUAUGAGGAAAGUUAUUGUCGUGGAUGGUACUUUUUUGAAAGGGAAAUACCUUGGAACGUUGUUAAUAGCGACAACACAAGAUGGAAAUUAUAACAUCUUUCCAUUAGUAUUCGCUGUAGUUGAUACUGAGAAAGAUGACUCUUGUGAAUGGUUUUUUAGACAACUCAGUUGUGUUAUUCCUGAUGAUGAAGGCCCUGCCAUUAUAUUUGAUAGACAUAAAUCCAUCGGGAAAGCAAUAGGGAAAGUAUAUCUGCUAGCUAGCCGUGGGAUCUGCACUUACCAUCUACACAAAAAUAUUUUGUUGAAAUUUAGAGGGAAUGAUACGUUUGGAUUGGUGAAGCAGGCGGCAACUGCUUAUAGGUUGCGAGAUUUUAAUGCAAAGUUUCAAUUGAUUGAACAGUUGCAUCCACAACUUCAUAGUUAUUUGCAGGGUGCUGAUCUAUUAGAUGAGAUAAGAUUGAUGUUGACUAGGUGGUUUGCUGCAAGAAGAAGACAGGCUGCAGAUAUUGAAACAGUUCUAACCAACGGAGUUGAGAAGCUGUUAGAGGCCCGAUUAGCAAGAGCAAGUGUUUUAAAUGUUCAAGAGAUUGAUCCACAGCAGUACGAAGUGAGGAGCGGAUCGUCCAUGAAUGUUGUAAAUCUGUCACAAAAGAAAUGUUCAUGUCGUAUGUUCUACAUUGACAAACUGCCUUGCAUACAUGCCUUAGCCGCAGCUGAGAGUGCAAAUGUGUCUAGAGUUUCAAAGUGUCAUCAUUACUACCGGACCGACUAUCUACGCAUUGGUUAUGCUAAAUCUAUCAUACCCAAGGAUGAAAAUUGUCCAGUCCCAAAUGCUCUAAUUGCAAAACUUUGUAAUUCACCAUUUGUGAGGACUCAAUCUGGCAGACCUAAGGUUAGUAGAGUUAAAGGACCUUUGGCGAUUGCAAUGGAGAGAACGAGACCCUGGAAAGCUCACGCUUGUUCAAAUUGUGGUCAUACUGGCCACAACCGAUUGACUUGUAACUCUUGA